Lasiodiplodia theobromae is the source of this 435-nucleotide messenger RNA. RefSeq lists its product as uncharacterized. Lineage: Eukaryota; Fungi; Ascomycota; Dothideomycetes; Botryosphaeriales; Botryosphaeriaceae. The record is from RefSeq and is a predicted model, not a curated record. The coding region runs from base 1 to 435 and encodes 144 amino acids. The transcript is spliced from 2 exons.
AUGGAUGAAGAUCAGAAGAAAAAUAUUGCCACGCAGCUUCGAGAUAUCCUCGCUCGGAUGAGGUCCCAUCAGUCUGACACUGGCCGGAUUGAGAGUUGCAAUGGCGGCCCUGUACGUGACCUCCGCUAUAUCAAGGACUACAUUGGAGGCCCGUUCCCGGACGAGACCAGCUUCAAUGACUUCCUUCUUGACCUAUAUGAUACCACGCCAAUAGAGCUCAACAUCAUCGUCAACGACAACAAUGAGAUCCAGGCUCUGGUUGAUCUGGAAUACGGAGGAUGGUAUCCUGAGUACUGGGAAUAUGUCAGAUUUAUGAACCACGCUGGCGGCAAAUACAGCGCGGACUGGAAACGCUACGCGGGUUACAUAUUUUCCGACCAGUACCAUGAUGAGCUCCAUGCUUACCGAGCACUUAGGGAUUACCGAAGCCCAUGA